CUUUUCACAGCCCACAUGGUUUCUCCCUCCCAGAAGCCUUCAGUUAGUAACAACAUGGCGGCGCCCGGUAGGCACGUAGGGCAUUAUAUCCAAAGAAACAGUCGGAUUUUGCUUAAUAAUUUCGAACAGCUAUGGAGUCACAGGAAUUUUGGUUGGACUUCAGCUCUGCGACAACAAGCCGCAGAAGCUAAUAAAGAACCUACAGAUACUAUCGUCAUCCCCAGGAAGAAAACAUGGAGCAAAGAGGCGGUGCUGGAGGCUCUGUCUUCCACUGUUGGCAGGGAUCCUACAGCAUAUCCCCACAACUUCCAGGAUGAUCCUUUCCUCUCGCCCAGGACAGUUAAUGAGUUUAAGUUGUGCUCUCUCUCUAAGGAGUCUGGCAAAUCUGCAGCCAAAUUCUUUAUCAACAAUAAUCCCAAGUAUUUCACCACAGACUUCGCUGAACCACAUAUACCGUGUCUGAUGCCAGAGACGGUGUCACUGCUCCUGGAGGAUGUGAGUGAGGAGGCGCUGAAGGAACGAGUCAGCCUGAGGAAAGUUACAGCUGCUGUUGAAAUGUACGACCAACUCCUGCAGUCUGGCACAGCGGUCUCUAUGGAAACUACCUAUGACCUGUUGGACCUGAUCUGUCUGUACUGUGACAAAGACCCUGUGGAGGAGGGGGGGGCGCAGUCAGAGGACAUGGAGGAGCCUGGGGAGGAGGUGAGGCAGGGCCUGGGGAAGCAGGGUCUGGGGAAGCAGGGCCUGGGGAGGCAGGGCCUGGGGAGGCCGCGCCGGGCCUCAGACAUCAUGAAGUCCAGCUGGAAGGAGAACAACAACGCAGAGCGGAUCUUCAACCUGCUGCCAGAGAGAGACACACGCUGCUACUCGGCUCUGAUCAGAGGCAUGGUCAAGCACGGAGCCCACGCAAAGGCCUUCAGCAUUUACACAGACCUGCUCAACAACAGACUGACCGCUGACGUCCACAUCUUCAACGCUCUGCUGACCGCAGCUCCAGACGUCAGAGACAAAUACCACGAGAGAUGGGGCCUCUUCGCUGAGCUGCUGAAUCAGAUGAGUCAGCAGAAAGUCCAGCCCAACCUCUCCACCUUCAACAGCGUCCUGAAAGCUCUGAGGCGCUGCGGCUCUCUGGCCAAAACACAAGCCAUACACACUCUGAACGAGAUGAAGGCCAUGGGGAUAGCUCCCAGCCUGGCCUCCUACGACCACAUCCUGAACGCCUUCUCCAAAGCAGCCUCCUCCUCUGGCGCGGUCAGCACAGACAUUCUACAGGAAGUGAUGUCAGAGCUGGAGGGAACAAGCUUCACCUGCCAGGACCCCGAUGAUGUUCUAUUCUUCUCCACCGCAAUGAAAAUAUGUCUGAACAAUAAGGAUCUGGAGCUGGGUUACAGGGUGUUUAACCUGGUGGAGCACGGGGAGAACUGGAGGCUGCUGGGACCUCUCCACAAGCAGAGUUUCUUCUAUGACGUGGUGCUGACGUGGUACAGAAAACUUGUUCCCUCGUUGUACUACCCGAACAUCCAGUGUCUGCAGGACCUGCUGCAGGCUCUGGACACAGACAGCCGCCUGGACCUGCUGCCCACCAUCUGGAAGGAUAUCCAUGCUCUGGGUUAUGACAAUAAGGUUGAGCUGGUGGAGGAGCUGCUCAUGCUGAUGGCCCGAGACAAGCACAGUGCUGAGGUCCAGGAGGCGUUCGCAGCGUGUGCUCUGGACAUAAAGAAUGUGACGGAGGCAGACAGGAGGAAGACGCCUAUGGAGUGGAGCACCACCUCCCUCUCCAACAUCACCUCCCUGCUGCUGCGCGCCAACAAGACCCAAGAGGCCUGGGCGACGCUGAAGCUCUUCAAAUCCAAGAACAGAGUUCCAAAAGAGCCGCUGCUGGAGGACUUCCUGUCGGUGUGCUGCAGCGAUGGUUCCUCUCAGAGAGCCGUGGAGCUGGUCCAGCUGUCUGCAGCCUUCUGUCUGUCUGAUACAGCCAAACUGGCCAAGAGAACCCUGGCUGAGUUAGAUCUGACCGAGGAGCAGAGAGCCGUUUUAUCUGAGCUGGAGUCGACAGGAGAGUCCUCAGGCUGAAGGAGACCUCUGAGCCCAUCCAUUGAUACAAACAUCUCACAAUUUCAUAGUGUGUUUCAUUAUCUGUGUGUUAAUAAACUAAUGUUUGUCACAACAUAA
Trematomus bernacchii (emerald rockcod) is the source of this 2172-nucleotide messenger RNA. RefSeq names its product pentatricopeptide repeat domain 3 (gene ptcd3). Lineage: Eukaryota; Metazoa; Chordata; Actinopteri; Perciformes; Nototheniidae. Gene Ontology annotation, cellular component: mitochondrion. The record is from RefSeq and is a predicted model, not a curated record. Gene Ontology annotation, biological process: mitochondrial translation. Gene Ontology annotation, molecular function: ribosomal small subunit binding; protein binding; rRNA binding.